This is a messenger RNA of Symbiodinium natans, 768 nucleotides long. NCBI's taxonomy places the organism in Eukaryota, Dinophyceae, Suessiales, Symbiodiniaceae. The record is from the annotation of a GenBank genome assembly.
AUGACGAGCCAUGGCCAUAGGUCACGUGGGAGAUGCAGGGUCUUGCCGCUGAUCCUGCUGUGCGUCGCAAGUGCGCAGUGGGCCGCGCAGUGGACGUUCGUCCCCCCUGCCAGGCUUGUCAAAGGAUCGCCGGAGGCUGCCAGUCCAUCUGCCCAGGCCGCACAUGCCGCCCCUGCCGCUGCGGAGCAGGGGGGCUUGUUCUCUGCACUUGCGGCAUAUGGCCACUACCUCGGUUUGGUCUUAGGCACUGGCUGCCUCGUGGCUGAACGCUUGAUGAUCAAGGCUGGCAUGAGUGAAGAAGAGGAGCAAACAGUGCUGAGCAUAGAUAGCCUCUACGGCCUGGUGGGCCUGCUCAUUGCGGGCACAGGCUACCUACGAGUGACGCAGUACGGCAAGGGCUGGGAGUUCUACCAGCAUGAGCCCAUCUUUUGGCUGAAGCUCACUCUGGCCGCAAUCCUUGGGGCUGCAUCCUUCUUCGUGACCGCCACCUUUAUCAAGCGGGGCCUUGCGCGAGACGAGGCGAAAAAAACCGGAUCGAAGUCCCUGGCACCUGUGACAGAGAAGCUCGCAGAUCGGCUGACCAGCGUAAUCAACGCACAGCUCUUGGCCAUCGGCUCUAUCCCCUUGGCGGCCACGCUCAUGGCCAGGGGGGUCUUGUAUGUCGAUUGGUUUCCAUGGCAAGCAGGUGCCCUCCCAGUUGUGCUGAUGCUUGGUGGCUUGGGCUUCAAAUAUGUGAAGGAGGCCAUUGACUGGAGCGAGGAUGAAUGA